AUGCACCCGGCAACCCCCCCUUGCCUCACUGCAGAGGCAGCAGCGGCGGAGAGGGCUCUUCAUGGCGACCCAGAGGUCGCCCCUACGGCACUGCCCGCAGACGAGCAGGAUGUCCUGGUGCAGCGAGAGCACAGGGAACAAGAGAUAGAGAUCAGCAGCUUCACCAUCAACGGCAGCAGCAGCGGCAGCAAGAAUAGCAGCGGCCGCAGGAACAGUGGCAGCAGUAGCUGGGGAAGCAACUGCCCCAGCCAAGUCUAUGCGCUUCGGCAGGCCUCAUUCAAGAGCCACCCGACAUCUGAGGAGGUGCGACGGCAGCGGCUGAAGCUCAACAAUCUGCUGCGGUCCGAGGCUCGGGGCGAGCUGCUCCGGCAGCUGCGCGCAGAGGCAGAGAGAGAACUGCGGCAACAGGAAGAGCUGUUGCACCUGCAGCAGCAUGUAGAAGAUGCAGAGGUGGCACAGCACCGGAUCAGAACUGUGCAUGGCACGGUUAGGGAUGACCGUAUGAGGGCUUCUCUUGACAACAUGGACAGCCGCCCGCUGCAACAGCUCAUUAACCACCCACAAGCAAUUUACGAGGCUCCGGAGGAACUCAAGUCAGGCGAGUACAUGGUGGCUUUGCGUCCUGAGGGGCGAAGUUGUUUGCUGUUGUUGCGCAACGGUCGCGGGUUUUUGUUCGGUAAGAAUGGGAGGCCACUUCUGCGCGUGCAAUGCAGCAGUCAGGCGCAGGUGACGAUAGGAGCAGCAGGGCGGGAGAGUAUGAGCGGCUCGGCGACGCUUUUCUCGCAGCUGCUGCAAAAGCGGAAGGACGUGCAUAGUCUGCCGUUGGAGAAGCACAGGCUGAUGGAGGAGCUAGAAAAAGAGGUGUAUAGCUGCAUCCACCCUCAAGAAAAGCAGAGGUUGCUGUUGGAGCUAUCGCGACAAUUCGAUGUUGCACUGUACGGUCCCGCUGCAGAGGCAACAGGCGGCGCAGUGAUGGAACCUGCGGGCUGCCACAGUUUCAGCCGUAGUGCCGAUUUGCGGCAAGUAGACAAGCUCUCUUUGGGCAACCAGCAGCCUAAGGAAGAGGAGCGACAGCUGCAGCAGGGGCGGAGGGUGCAGCAGCAACAGGGACUACCGCUGAUGUAUCUGCCUUUGGGGAUUUUGUCAAAGGGUCUGACACUUCUAGAGUGCAUUUUGUGCCCAUACACCCCAGCUAACAUGGAGUACUUCUGCAGGCGUUACGGGGAGGCUGAAGGCGCAGUUGAAAGCGCACAAACUGUUGCAGCGUUCGCAGAAGGCGGGACUGUCGGUGCUGAGGACCCUUUGUGGCAGGUGCUGUUUGUGGUGGAUGUUUUGUUUCUCGGGGGCCUGAUGCUUGGCCAUUGCGAGAUUGAUGAAGCUCCAGGCGCGUUUGCCCCGCUGCAACUGCUUCCCUUCGUGGAUGCUGCGGCUUCUGAGCUGCAAUGUCUCUUCUCAGGACCCUUUCUCUACCCACCGGACGGUUUUUACUUCCAGCACAAAUUAGCGCCUCAUAUUGGAGGGACAAAUCCACUUGCUCAAUCUUGGAGGGAUGAGCGUAUUGCACGCUUUCCAAUAGACGAGAAGAACGAAGGCCAGCAACACAUCGACACGUUUCUGUUGCUCCUUCCAAACGGAGAAGUUCAAAGCAGUGAAGGCAUUGUGGUGGGCAUGGUGGAUCCCGCGGAGUUCGGAGUGGAGGGCAUGAAGGAGCCCUGUAUAAGACAUUUUAAGGUGGGAGACCUCGACGUGCAGAGCUGCCGCUUCCGCUGGCUUGAGAGGGCUGAGCGCUCCAGGAUGGAGCUAGACGUCUCACGGCAGCCCCCAAGGGGUCCAACAGCAACGCCACCAGACAGGCUGCACUGGGGGUCCUCUGGUGACAGGAGCAUUAAAGGGGACAUCCCCUUUUUGGAUAUAGGUGAUGCAGCAGAAGCACCAGUUACACUGCCAGCCACAACACAAUUGACCGAAGCGGCAGUAUCUGGAGGGAAAGACAGCGCCAAGCGCCAUCGACGUAGGCCUCCUAGAGCUGUGAAGGACAGGGCCCCAGACUCGUAUGCAAAGCUGGCCGACCAGUGGCUGCGGAUGCAAGGGAUUCACCCUGUGACACUUGAUGUGCUGUGCUCGCUGUGCCCACCUUAA
Messenger RNA from Eimeria necatrix, 2139 nucleotides. RefSeq lists its product as hypothetical. Gene Ontology annotation, biological process: snRNA import into nucleus. Gene Ontology annotation, cellular component: nucleus; cytoplasm. The transcript is spliced from 7 exons. The coding region runs from base 1 to 2139 and encodes 712 amino acids. NCBI's taxonomy places the organism in Eukaryota, Apicomplexa, Conoidasida, Eucoccidiorida, Eimeriidae. The record is from RefSeq and is a predicted model, not a curated record.